GCUACCUAAAAAAAUAAAUAAAUACAUUUUUAAAAAAUGUUGAUUUACAUACAUACAUAUGUAUGUAUAUACAUACAUAUACAUUCAUAAGAUUGCUAAAUAUACGCAAUAAGUAAAGCUCACAUGUACAACGUAUCGGCGACACCAACCUAAACUAAACAUCACGCACAUAGAUGAUGAUGAUAAUAAUAAUGUUUUGUAUUCACAUGUAAUUUAUAUUUUUCGCGCGCGCACCAGAAUUCUAGUGCAUCUUGUUGUUGCUCGUCGUCGUUGCCACAGCCUCUUUUUUAUUUAUAUGUAUGUACUUAUAUAUUGAUGCCAAAAAUAUAUCCCAACCAUAGGUAUAUAAUUCGCAAGUGUAUUUAUUUGCAUACAUUUAUAAUAUAAUAUAAUAAAAUAUAUCACAAGUGUGUGAAUAUGAAUACGCAGUAAAGUUUGCGGUGUGUUGUUGCACUCAAUAUUUAUUAACAAGCACGCGCAUUUUUUAAAUUUAAAUAAAUAAAUAAAUGUGAGUGUUAUUAAAGUACAACGCAAAAUGGUUUUAUUUUUCAAAUGUUACAUAAAUACAUUUAUCCUAUCACAUUUUAAAUAAAUCAUAACAACAAUAAUAAUAAAAGCAAUACAUCAAGAUAAAUAAUUACGGCGUUCAAUUGUUGUAAACAUAUUAUCUAAUAACAAUAGAUAUAGAUAUAUAUUUACAUACGUAUAAAAAAAAAUACAUACUUAUAUAGUCACAUAUAUCUUAAAUGUGCGCUCGCGAACACAUUUAACACAAUGUCGCAAAGAGACACCGUAAUUCAUCUAAUUGCUGGCGGAACUGCUGGUACUGUGGGUGCGAUUGUAACAUGUCCACUGGAAGUUGUUAAAACACGUUUGCAGUCAUCAACUUCAGGUUUUUAUUUAUUGCCACCACCUCCACCGCCUUCGGCACCUUCAUCUAAUCUCUCUUCCUUGUCUUCUUCUGUAACAACGUCUAAGAUUUCAGAAAACUCAUCAAGAUUCACGCCAUAUCAUCAUCAUUACCAACAAUUCUCUCAUUACCACCAUCUUCAUCAUCAUCAUCAUCAUCAUCAUCAUCAUCACCAUCAUCAAAAACCUCAGCAUCAACAACACCACCAUCCUCGUCAUCAUCGUACAUGGAGCACAAUUGUCAGACCAUCAGCCCAGCAAAAAAUAAGGAGAUUGAGUUCAACCAGUAGUAGCAGAUAUUCUAGGUAUGCUAUCGCAGCUCUUUCAUCACAAUAUUCUGGUGAAAUACGUAGGAAUGGUAUUUCUGUUCCUACCACUGCUGGUGUUACCACAACACCAGCAGCAUCAGCACCACACUUGGCUAUUCGGUCCACAGCGACUAUAACCAAUGGACAGUAUCACUACCAUUCGAAACUGUUUCCAUCAAAACCCUAUCAGCAUCACCGCCAUCAUCUUCACAAUAGUCAUCCUCCUUCAUCGCCCUCACAACGUUCACCAGGUCUCAUCCAUUGCUUACGAUAUAUCGUUAAAUACGAGGGAGUCGGCGCACUCUUCAAAGGACUUGGACCAAAUCUAGUGGGUGUUGCACCAUCGCGUGCUAUAUAUUUUUGUACAUACUCUCAAAGUAAGAGUUUUUUUAACUCAAAUUUACCUACCGCUCCUGACAGUGCAAUGGUUCAUGUUUUUUCGGCAGCUUGUGCUGGUUUCAUGGCGUGCACCGCAACAAAUCCUAUAUGGUUCGUCAAAACUCGACUUCAACUGGACCACAGUCACGCUCCACACAAUCGCUCCUCAGCUAUUGAGUGUAUCAAGAAAAUAUAUAGACAAUCGGGAUAUCUCGGUUUUUAUAAAGGUAUUGUUGCUUCAUAUGUUGGAAUAAGUGAAACUGUUAUUCACUUUGUCAUUUAUGAAGCUGUCAAGAGCUGGUUGAUAAAAUUCCGUGCAAGAGAUUCAAUUAAAAAUAACAGUAACUUUAAAGAUAAUAAUUCAUCGUCAACGUCAACAAAAACUUCCCGUGAUUUUGUAGAAUUCAUGGCAGCUGGCGCUCUGUCAAAAACAGUCGCAUCGUGUAUAGCUUAUCCCCACGAAGUCAUAAGAACACGGCUACGAGAGGAAGGAACAAAAUACAAACGUUUUUGGCAAACUCUUAAUACAGUAUACACUGAAGAAAGUAUUCGAGGGCUAUAUCGUGGUCUGACUACUCAAUUAGUUCGACAGAUACCCAACACAGCUAUUAUGAUGGCCACAUACGAGUGCGUGGUUUAUGUACUGAAACGUAAAUUUCAGCCGUCAUCUGAUAAAUUCACAAGCGUUAGCAACACCAGCAACACCGGUAAUAAUAAAAAUACCGAAAAUUUAUCGACUAAUACAACGACAUCUCCAACAAACACUACGUCUCCGUCCUCGUCAUCGACACAGCUACGGUAUUCUUCCAAGAAUAAACAAAAGGGUGAAUUCAUUUCACAUUAAAUUAUUAUAUUAUUUUUACCUUUAAAUUGUUAUAUUGUACAGAAUAGAUAUAAAAAAAAAUGAAAAAGAGAUUUAAAAAAAAGAGUAUAAUUUCAUAAUAUUUAAGUAUAACAAUUACCAUCAAGUAUCCCUAUUUUUAAUUUUUACAAUAUACUAAGUAUUUUAUUUAUAAAACAGCAUAUACUUAAAUGUAUAUAUAUAUAUAUUUUUUUUUUAAUGGUGAUAAUUUAUCAUCAUCAAUAAUUGUAUAUAUUAAAUUAAAGUGUGACUACAAUUUGAAGCGGGUUAAAAAAUCCAAUAACGUUAUUAUAGAAAUAUAUAUUUAAAGUAAUUAUGGCGGGAUAAAAUUUAAAAAAAGUUAUGAAUGAAUCAGAAAUGUAUAAAUGGUGAUUAAUUGUGGCUGUGUUAAAAAUAUAUUUUUUAACAAUUAAAAUUUACGGAUAGAUACAUAAGUGCUGUUUAUGAUGAGUGAAAAAAAUUUUCAGUGAUGCUCUGUAAGCCAUAAGAUUGCUUAUAGAAGUAUUAAUGUUGAUAUCUGCUAACAUAUAUAUUUUUUUUUUAAUUUAUGUUAUCUGUAGAAAUAUAAAUAAAUAAAUAAAUAAAGUGA
Molecule: messenger RNA, 3046 nt
Organism: Microplitis demolitor
Lineage: Eukaryota; Metazoa; Arthropoda; Insecta; Hymenoptera; Braconidae
Gene: Rim2
Product: solute carrier family 25 member 36-A
Exons: 6
Coding region: 775-2439 (554 amino acids)
Biological process (GO): pyrimidine nucleotide import into mitochondrion
Cellular component (GO): mitochondrion
Molecular function (GO): pyrimidine nucleotide transmembrane transporter activity
Source: RefSeq, a predicted model, not a curated record